CACACACACACACACACACACACACGUACGCACCGCGCACACGUCGCUCUAAUGUGACAGCAGGCUACAACACCCUCUUCGCGUCUCCAGACAUGACUCUAUCGAGCUUGUGGGCGAGAAUGUGAGCGAAGGGAGAGAAGCAGUGGGCGAAGGGAGAGCACAAAAACACAGGAUGUGGGUCACAUUGCGGCGAGUCGGCGGACUGAGAGAGGGUCAUCGUCUUCGUCUUUUGCAUCUCGUCUGUCUCCGUCUCUAGUUUAAAAAUACGUUGCCAUGGCUUCAUCAGAAAAAUUCUCUCCGGAUUCUUCCCCACCUUACCUGAUUGCCACCCAGGGACCGACUCAAAACACAUGAACAGAAAUUUUUUGAUGACCAACGGCACCCCCUUAUGCCUCAUUGGACGAACAUGUUACUCGCUUUGUAGUAGUCUUUAACUGAUGUCUAAAGGCCAACUGAAACGUUGUGGUUUUGUGCCGGUAUAGCCAUACAUUUCAGUUGCUGGUAGUUAAUGUUAUUGCUGUAUUUAAAAAAAAAAAUUUUUUGCUAUGUGAUGCUUCAAGUAAUCUAAGUAAGUUUAGGUAACCGCUGCCAUCCCACAAUGUUUGAACAAAAGAAGUGGAACUUCUGUUCGAUAAAGGUCAUCUUCGGCCUGUUUUGUCUGUGGACUGUGGCGUUUUUGAUGUUCUUCGCUCGUCACCGGCACAUCAAAAUGGCUGAUGUUUCCUUGAGAAGUGACCGCCUGUCUCCGACGACCCAAGCAGCGUUCAGAGACAAUCCAAGUUUGGAGCAGCAGGGAGGAGUCCUUCCCAGACAGGAAUGUAUUCAUCCACAACUAAAAGUGAACGACCCGGUGAUGAUGAAGUUUUUCCGUAAGUACCCCCCGCUGACGUGUUCGGGCCAAAAAGACUGGAUUUACGUAGAUAAUGGCACUGUGCGCUUUUCCAAACCCUUACAUGGGAAAAAGAACAACUUCACGUGCGACUACUAUCCUCUGGUCAGAGUCGGCGACUAUGAAUACAAGUGGGGACUCCCACACGUGGACAUCAAAGAUGGAUUUCCCAUGACAUCCGAUUUUUUCCGCGCCGUGUGCAAAAGGGGGACGCGUGAGCAGUACGAAAAUAUCCACGCGGGGGUGUCUUACUCCAAACAGAGGACUGAAAGACCACGUGACCCGCUGAAGUCUGGGUUCGAAGGUUUGAGCAUAGCCAUACUGGGCUUUGAUUCGAUGUCUCGGAUGUCCUGGUUGCGACGGCUGCCCAACACGAGGAAGUAUUUUCACGACGAGCUAGGAGCUAUUGAGCUGGAGGCACACAACAUUGUCGGGGACGGGACCACGGCUGUCAUGUUUCCCAUGCUUACCGGCAAGUUCGAGUGGGAGCUGCCAGAAUGCAGAGUAAAUUUUAAGGGCGCCACCACCCUGGACAAGUUCCCUUUCAUCUGGCACGACAUGAAAAAGGCGGGCUACUUGACGUCAUGGGCGAAUGCCGCCCCUAAAAGCGCCCCCUUCAACUGGCGUAUGCUCGGCUUUAAAGAUCAGCCCACCGACUUCUAUCCCCGCCCCUUCUACCUGGCGGCCACGCCUACUUUCAAGCGCUUCACCUCGCACUGCUUGGGUUCUCAGACUCAGAGCAAAGUGUGGCUCAACUGGUUCCGAGACAUCUUCCUCAUGUACCGGCAGCAGAGGAAAUUUCUGUUCCACUUCAUCACUGACAUGAGUCAUGACGAUAAUAAUCUGAUGACUCAGAUGGACGACGAUAUCCGAGACGUGGUGAAAUUCCUACACGAUGGCGGGUACCUCAAUCAGACAGUCCUCAUUCUGAUGGGAGACCACGGAGCCAGGUACAAUAAGGUACGAUCGACAUGGUCUGGCAAGCAGGAAGAACGCCUGCCCUACUUUUCGUUCCUCUUCCCGCCUUGGUUCGAGCGCAAGUAUCCAGACGCCAUGAGAAACCUCAGAACCAACACCAAACGACUGACCACGCCCUUUGACCUGCACGAAACCUUUAAAGAUUUCUUAAAGUUCUCCGGUGCCGGAAAGGGAAAUGUGUUAGCCCGCGGCAUCAGUCUGUUCAAAGAGAUUCCUUUGGAGCGCUCGUGUGAGCACGCGGAUAUAGCCCCGCACUGGUGCGCAUGUCUGGCGUGGAAAAACGUGCCUGUGGGUGACAAGGACGUUGUGAAGGCCUUGGGCACCGCUCUCUUGACUAUCAACGGUUUCACGAAGGAGUACCGUUCCUACUGUGCCUUACUGGCCGUCGCUAACGUCACCAUGGCAACCAAGCUGGAAACGAGAGCGGAAGUGUUGAAAUUCAAGAAAACUGACUCGAACGGGGGGAUAUAUGCCAUCGACAUGAGCGACAAAAAUAAAAACGAAAUGGCGCUCUACCAGCUGACUUUUAUAACGACGCCCGGCGGGGGUCAUUUCGAGGUGACCGUCACCCAAGACGUAAUCAAAGGUAGCUUUGACUUGACCGAGAAAGAGAUUAGCAGGAUCAAUAAAUACGGAGACGACCCGGCCUGCAUCCUCGACAAGAACCGUCAGAUCAGGCAGUACUGCUACUGCAGCAGAUCUUGAUGGACGUCGAGUGUGUGUCAUAAUUACUCUCCGGUUCGAGAUGUGUUCCCACGUGUGUAUCGCUGACACUGCUGGAAAAAAUACUCGGAGAAAUCAAUUCUGCUGUCAACGAAAUUGUUUUCAACUGUAAAAUCUUCUUUUUUUUUUCUUUGUCCAUCCAAUAAUUCGAAUACGAUGUGCAUAGUAUCAGUUUGCUAGAGCUAGUUAAACCAACAACCUUAAUUGAAUUUUGAAUUUCCAACUUCCCGAAGAUAUUGCACCGGGUGACGCAAAAAUAUGUCCGCAUUAAAAUUCAAAUAAGUCAAACAAUUUUUACGUAUUCAAAUAAGAACUUUGGAAUUUUCAAAUCUAUUUAUUUGAACAAGGUGUGUCAAAAUUGUAAAACAAAUUGAACAAGGCAUUUUAAAUGGGUACUUUAAAACCCCCCACCAAAAUUUGAGUUUUUCGAGUAAAAAGAAAACCUGGCAAUUGAUGCAGCAAAUUUGUAACACGUUGACAUGCUCAGUAAAAAGCCUUGACACUUUUGAAUCAAUAAUUUAAACAGUUUUUACACCUACAUUAAUUAACAUUAACGUUUUGUAAAAAUUCGAAUCAAAGAGAUGCUUUUAAGUGAUGUGCUCAACAACUUGUCCCUCUGACGGUAAACAUUCAUGCUCUCAUUUUUUAAAGCAACGAAUCACUUGCCCGCACUUGUGCUUGCAGGUCAGCGUAGCGAAUUUGAUUGGUAAUGUUCUCUUUCAAUGUGUUAAUUGUUUAAGAGUGUUGCUGGUAAACACUGUCGAUAUGAAACCGCCUUAAAAAAUCAAACAGGUUCAGGUCCGGGCUGUGAGGAAGCCACUCGCAAAUCGUUGUGCUGCUGAUGACUUGAUUCAAGAAAUUAUUGUGGAGUCAAGUCUAUGGAAUCAUUGGUUGUAAGGGAUGUGGUUUCAAUCUGCUGAAACUUUGCUGCUUCUUAUUGCUGCCUCCUCCUUAAGCACUUCUCGGAUUUGUUGAAAGGACUGUGACGUACCUUUCAAUAAUUGUCUCUUUGGUGGUCUUGCUUUUCUCCUCAAACCAGAGUGGAUCAAUAAUUACAUAACUACUGAGUGCCACCCAGGCUGUGCACGUCUCUUCGCAUGACGUGGGCGCUCAAGGACACAAAUCGGUAGGGUGUUUGAUCCAGAUUACAGACUUUUUAAGAUUUGAUUUGUCUACUUAAAUUAAACCGUAAUUCAUCCGAA
Messenger RNA from Aplysia californica (California sea hare), 3792 nucleotides. RefSeq lists its product as uncharacterized. The transcript has 4 exons. Lineage: Eukaryota; Metazoa; Mollusca; Gastropoda; Aplysiida; Aplysiidae. Bases 599 to 2572 code for a protein of 657 amino acids. The record is from RefSeq and is a predicted model, not a curated record.